GGCUUAUUUGUGAGGAGAGAGAGCUAAAAAGCAUUAUAAAUUAGGAAGAGAGAAACAGAGAAGCCAAGAACACCUCAAAAAACCCAAAGAGAGCUUCCAUUACAGCUAGCUCUCCGAUUCUCUCUUUGCUAGAUCUCUCAUUUUAUCUUUCUGUUUCUGUUUUUCCUGUUGCCACAUUUUGUACAUUUAUGCGCUGUUCUGCUUCUGGUUUCCUUGUUUUCAGAAGCAGAAAGGUUCUAUUUUUAGGAAAAGGAGGCAGAGAGACAGGGAGCUUCUCGUGAGGCUUUUUAUACAAAUCUUCAGGUGCUGUAUUUUCUGUGCAUUUGAGGUUGGUUGGUGCCUUGAGAUCUCAACUGGGUUUGUAUUUGUUUUCUCAAAUGUGGUGGAGGUUGAGCCACUGACUUAAGCUCUUCCUCCAUUGUUUUUUGCGUAUCAGACCUGCAAAAUCAUCCACAGAAAAGAAAAUACUCGCGCUCUUUUCAGAAAAAAAAGCUCCUCUGAAUCCAUUUUGGUCUCUUGGAUUUCUCUUGGAAACCAGAAAAAAGCAAUCUUUCCACUUUUUCAUAGCUUGCUUUAUCCCAUUUGCCUCUCCUCUGUUUCUGGCUCUGUUUUCUUGAGAAGAAAUCAUAGAAAAAGUCCACAAUGGAACGGCUUUCAACGGCGACCUUUAUACCAGAUACAUUUUUAGGUGCCAGAGAUGACUUUUCCAUGCAAAUGGGAGUGAUUUGGAGUAAGAUCAAAGCCCCAUUGAUCGUUCCUCUGCUAAGAAUCACAGUUGUGCUGUGCUUGAUCAUGUCGGUUAUGCUCUUCAUUGAGAGGCUGUACAUGGCCAUUGUCAUUGUUCUGAUAAAGCUUUUUGGACGAAAACCAGAUAAGAGGUACAAUUGGGAGCCCAUGAAAGAUGAUGUUGAGUUGGGAAACUCAGCUUAUCCCAUGGUUCUGGUCCAAAUCCCAAUGUACAAUGAAAGAGAGGUUUAUCAGCUUUCAAUAGGAGCUGCAUGUGGGCUAUCUUGGCCUUCUGAUAGGAUCAUCAUUCAAGUCCUUGAUGAUUCAACAGACUCAACUGUCAAGGACAUGGUGGAGCUAGAGUGCCAAAGAUGGGCAAACAAAGGCAUAAACAUCAAGUACGAGAUAAGAGACAACAGAAAUGGGUACAAAGCUGGGGCUCUCAAAGAAGGCAUGAAGCGCAACUACGUUAAACACUGCGAUUAUGUCGCCAUCUUUGACGCUGAUUUCCAACCCGAGUCAGAUUUUCUCUGGCGCACCAUUCCCUUCCUUGUCCACAACCCUGAGCUUGCUCUCGUUCAGACUCGCUGGAAAUUCGUGAACUCAAAUGAGUGCUUGAUGACAAGAAUGCAAGAAAUGUCACUGGAUUAUCAUUUCACAGUUGAGCAAGAAGUGGGCUCCUCCACUUAUGCCUUCUUUGGAUUCAAUGGAACCGCUGGUGUAUGGAGAAUUGCUGCAAUCAAUGAGGCUGGAGGAUGGAAGGACAGAACCACAGUGGAAGAUAUGGAUCUGGCUGUUCGAGCUAGUCUCAAAGGCUGGAAAUUUGUAUAUCUUGGUAGCAUAAAGGUGAAGAAUGAAUUGCCAAGUACUUUCAAGGCCUACCGCUACCAACAGCACAGAUGGUCUUGUGGUCCAGCUAACCUUUUCAGGAAAAUGGUCAUGGAAAUUAUAAGAAACAAGAAAGUAUCACUAUGGAAGAAGAUCCAUGUGAUUUACAGCUUCUUCUUCGUCAGGAAGAUCAUAGCACAUAUCAACGCAUUUGUAUUUUACUGCAUUGUCUUACCGGCAACUGUUUUGGUUCCUGAAGUUGUGGUGCCAAAGUGGGGAGGAAUUUAUAUUCCUUCCAUCAUUACUCUUCUCAAUGCAGUUGGCACUCCAAGGUCACUCCACUUAUUGGUGUUCUGGAUCCUAUUUGAGAACGUCAUGUCACUACACCGUACGAAGGCUACAAUUAUCGGUCUGCUAGAGGCUAGUCGAGUUAAUGAAUGGAUUGUCACUGAGAAACUUGGAGAUGCUCUUAAGACUUUGACAGUAGCCGCAAAAUUACCCAGGAAACCUCGAAUCAGGAUUGGAGAAAGAAUUCAUUUGCUAGAGCUUGCUGUUGGAUGUUACCUCUUCUUCUGUGGCACUUAUGACUUUGCCUUUGGGAAAAACUACUUCUACCUUUUCCUUUACAUCCAAGCAAUGGCCUUCUAUAUCAUUGGGUUUGGGUAUGUUGGGACAUUUGUUCCCAACUCUUAGUGGGGCUGCUGCAGAAAUACUACAAAAUUCUGUUAACUGCCCUCACUAUAUGCUGGAAUCGCUCUCUUCUUCAGCAAAAUAGUAGCAAGCUUGCAAAAAGAGAGACCAACAA
Messenger RNA from Prunus avium (sweet cherry), 2359 nucleotides. Its product is annotated as glucomannan 4-beta-mannosyltransferase 9-like. The record is from RefSeq and is a predicted model, not a curated record. Gene Ontology annotation, cellular component: Golgi apparatus. Gene Ontology annotation, molecular function: mannan synthase activity. NCBI's taxonomy places the organism in Eukaryota, Viridiplantae, Streptophyta, Magnoliopsida, Rosales, Rosaceae.